AUAUACACAUCGUGCAUUUCAAGCAAUUGUCGAUUCGAGACACUUUCUCUCUUUCUCUUUCUCUCUCUCUCUCUUUCUUUCUUUUCUUCAUCAGUAUUUUUUUCUUUUUAAUAUGAUUUUUCGAUGCUUAAUAUGUUAAUAAAUUUUUUUCGAUUACUGUAUUACUGACGAGAAGCUGAAGCCACAAUUGAAAAGUAAAUAUGGAAAAUAAGCCUACGACAUGUUAAUUUUCAGUUUGAAAAAAUUGAUACAAAAGAACUUUAGCUAGAAAGCUCGCAACUCUACUUAAAAUUAUAAUAGUUACCUGAAGAAGUCAUGGCAAAAAUACAAAUUAUAACUUAGAUUUUCUUCAAAGUAUUCAAAGGAAAACUAUGGCUAAUGAAGACAAAUUAGUUUCACGACUAACAAUUGACCGAGCAGCUUUUUUGCUUCUUAGGGUGAAAAGGGCAUUUAAGAAACGGAAACAAGAAAAGAAAGAAGCAAGUGAAACACUUGAAUCGGAAGGAAAUUCAUCAAUUUAUCGAAUUGGUAAUAAUCGCUAUGAAAAUAGACGAUCUCGACCUGCUCCACUUUUACGCUCUAAAACAUUGCCUGCAAUAAUGGUUCCUAAUGUUGAUAUUUUUUCACUGCAAGUCAAUACUUAUCAGCUUGCUAAAAAUAAAGUUGAACCAGUCAACAUCAAAAGACAACAAGCCUCUUCUAUGUCAAAAUACAAUGUUGAAAAUAUUUCAUCAGCUGUAAAUCAUAAUAGAUUCCACAUACCAAGAGUCUUCUUUACUGAUCAUAUACUAGAACGCCGUAAAUCUACAAAAAUAAUUCACGAUGAGCACAAUGCUUGCCCACACAAUAGCAUUCAAACCAGUAGUGAUAAAUUCAGUGAUAUGCAUGGUUCAGGCAUCGGUUCAGAACCAUCGAAGAAAACCAAUAGCUUAUUAAAUCCACAAAUAAAUUAUAACAUCAUUCCAUUUGCGGAAGAUGAUCGUAUAUUGAGACAAAGUAAUCCUAUUCCACGAAAAGUAUCUAUACAAAGGAGUACUUCUAUGGAUAAUAUAUUUUACUCGACAGAUUUGAAGGUUUAUAAAUCAGAUCAGACUGAUAAUUUUAUGAAAAAUAUUAAACUAUUGAACUGUAAGCGCGAAAGUCAAUUUGAUAUCAAUACUGAACCUAGUUCACAUGCUUUUGUAAAUAGCGAUGGUGCGAGUCAAAAUACGAUUUUCUACUCAAUUCCUCUAACCAGAGCGAAACGAUUAAAAACAAUUGAGCAACAUAGUUUUAUUUACAAUGAACAUGGUAAACGAAGCAAGAGGCUAAGAACUCCUGUUCGUGAGUAAACUAUCAUUAUAUAUAUUUUCGAUUAUAUUCUAUGAGAAAGUUGAGUAAUAAUAUUUGCCUUGGUAUUACAAUAUCCACAGUAUACAUAUAAUAUGCUUAGUGAAUGAAUAAAAAUAUACGUCAAUGCACUAUCAAUCACAUUUUUCACUGCCGUUUGAUCUUGGGCUAUUAAUUCUAGCUUGGUCACCAUAUGUGACUAAAAUGACUUUGGUCAGGUGAUGAAAGAUUCGCCGCGAUAACUAUAAUAGUUCCAAAUCGUUCAGGUUAUUCACGACCACUGUAGUACUUCUGAAGGUAGACAAUGUCCAUUAAAGCCCAGGUUAAGCCUCAUUGGAGUAUCGAUAUGACCCCCGGUGGAUCCUGGGCAUCAUUUAUUUAUCUUUUGGUGUAUAAUUUCAUAUUUUAAGUUUUGUUAUUUUUAAAUUGGCUGACGCCUAUCUCACCUGCUAUUUUUAUAUAUCCAUAGUUAUUAAAUACAUAAAUGAUAAAUGAUUAGGUUAAGUAAUUGGAAGAAAAAACUUUGACGGAAACUUGAA
Molecule: messenger RNA, 1868 nt
Organism: Microplitis demolitor
Lineage: Eukaryota; Metazoa; Arthropoda; Insecta; Hymenoptera; Braconidae
Exons: 7
Coding region: 372-1331 (319 amino acids)
Source: RefSeq, a predicted model, not a curated record